Molecule: messenger RNA, 843 nt
Organism: Fusarium coffeatum
Lineage: Eukaryota; Fungi; Ascomycota; Sordariomycetes; Hypocreales; Nectriaceae
Exons: 1
Coding region: 1-843 (280 amino acids)
Source: RefSeq, a predicted model, not a curated record
AUGCAGUCUGUCUUUAUCAUUUCAUUGCUUUUGAGCAACGCUGUGGCUGUCCCUUUAAACGCUGGCAGCGUUCCGGACGAGCAGAGUCACUACGCAGAGAAGCGUCAAGUUUUUCCCCCACCAGUCAACCAAGUCAACAAUUUCAUCAAUGAGGCCGUAGCUGAGGCCUUGACCGCUGAUGUCACCGCACCCGAACCCACUACUUUCAUAGAGGGUGCCAGCACGACCGCUCUUGCCUUCCCCACCGGAGAUGAAUUCGAUCCUUCGGGAUCCGGAAUUGAAAAGCGGCAGGCAGAUGCGCUCACCGGCCUGCUUGGUGGUGUUCUGGGCGGGGUCGGAAAGCGAGACUUUGAGAAAUUGUAUGCCGAACACUUGAACAAGCGACAGUUUGAAGGCGUCAAGUCCCUUGUUGAGACCCUCAAUUCUGUCGAGGUUACCAAACGGCAGCUCGAGCCCGUGACAGGUCUUCUUGCCGGUCUGAAACCUGAGGACCUGGUCAAACGCCAAGCAGAUGCCGUCACUGGCCUACUUGGCGGUAUCCUUGGUGGGGUUGGGAAGCGAGACCUCGAGAUGUUGAAGCCUGAACACUUGAACAAGCGACAACUUGAAGCCGUCACUGGACUUCUCGGUCUUAAGCCCGGGCAGAUGAACAAAAGACAGCUUGAAGCCGUCACCGGUCUUCUUGGUCCACUUCUCGGUGGUUUGGGUGGUUUGGGCGGUGCUGCUCCUCCGGUAGCUCCUCCUUUACCAGUUGUUACCGAAACCACUGCCACCGCCGAGCCUACAACUACUUCUGCCAUUCCUACUGCCACCAACCUCGAAGACUUUCCUACCUUUGAGUAG